This is a messenger RNA of Erinaceus europaeus (western European hedgehog), 1914 nucleotides long. It is a transcript of the gene AP1G1, whose product is annotated as adaptor related protein complex 1 subunit gamma 1. Gene Ontology annotation, biological process: receptor-mediated endocytosis; Golgi to vacuole transport; intracellular protein transport. The transcript has 16 exons. The record is from RefSeq and is a predicted model, not a curated record. Gene Ontology annotation, cellular component: AP-1 adaptor complex; membrane coat. The coding region runs from base 379 to 1899 and encodes 506 amino acids. Gene Ontology annotation, molecular function: clathrin-cargo adaptor activity. Lineage: Eukaryota; Metazoa; Chordata; Mammalia; Eulipotyphla; Erinaceidae.
UCACCUCCUCCUUAACAAAUAGUCCUCGACGGUGUCUGAGUUCUUGGAUAAUAGGAAGGGAGAGGCUCGAGAAGUUGCAGUCAGGGGGGCGCAGGAUUGACUCGAAGAGAAAAUCCGGGACUGCAGUUUCUGGAAUUGUGGGCCGAAGUUAGUUAAAAACUCCUCCCGCUUCCUCACUCCUCGAAGGAUCCCUCCGCCUGCGGUAGCGGUGGUGAGGCCGAGGGAGCCGCCAUUUUGGAUGUUCGGUUCCUGCUGCCACUGCUGCCGCCGCCCCCGGAGCUGCUGGUUUCAUUCGAGGUUUCGGGCCGAGCACUGUUCCGCUCUGGCUUAUGGUGGUGGUAGGGACUGAACCUGGGACUUCAGAUCCUCAAGCAUAGGAUGCCAGCCCCCAUCAGAUUGCGGGAGCUGAUCCGGACCAUCCGGACAGCUCGAACCCAAGCCGAAGAACGGGAAAUGAUCCAGAAAGAAUGUGCUGCAAUACGAUCAUCUUUUAGAGAAGAAGAUAAUACAUACCGAUGUCGGAAUGUGGCAAAAUUACUAUAUAUGCACAUGCUAGGCUACCCUGCUCACUUUGGACAGUUGGAAUGCCUCAAGCUUAUUGCCUCUCAAAAAUUUACAGACAAACGCAUUGGUUACUUAGGGGCAAUGCUGCUGUUAGAUGAAAGACAAGAUGUCCAUCUUCUCAUGACCAACUGUAUCAAGAAUGAUCUUAAUCAUAGUACACAGUAUGUACAGGGCCUAGCACUAUGUACCCUCGGCUGUAUGGGCUCCUCAGAGAUGUGCAGAGAUCUUGCAGGAGAGGUAGAGAAACUCCUGAAAACUUCUAACUCUUAUUUAAGAAAAAAGGCAGCACUAUGUGCUGUUCAUGUCAUCAGGAAGGUUCCUGAACUUAUGGAGAUGUUUUUACCAGCAACAAAAAAUUUAUUGAAUGAAAAGAACCAUGGUGUCCUUCACACAUCUGUAGUUCUCCUUACAGAAAUGUGUGAGCGAAGUCCAGACAUGCUUGCACAUUUCAGAAAGCUUGUGCCCCAGUUAGUUCGUAUUCUAAAGAACCUCAUUAUGUCCGGCUACUCACCAGAACAUGAUGUUUCUGGUAUCAGUGACCCCUUUUUGCAGGUACGAAUUUUGCGGUUAUUAAGAAUUUUAGGACGAAAUGAUGAUGAUUCAAGUGAAGCUAUGAAUGAUAUAUUAGCACAGGUUGCCACUAAUACAGAGACUAGUAAAAAUGUAGGAAAUGCUAUUCUUUAUGAAACAGUUUUGACUAUCAUGGAUAUUAAGUCAGAAAGUGGAUUACGAGUCUUAGCCAUAAAUAUCCUGGGUCGUUUCUUAUUGAACAAUGACAAGAAUAUUAGAUAUGUAGCUCUGACAUCUUUGUUGAAGACUGUGCAGACAGAUCAUAAUGCAGUACAGAGGCACAGAAGCACAAUUGUGGACUGUCUAAAAGAUCUGGAUGUCUCAAUAAAACGGCGUGCUAUGGAAUUGAGUUUUGCCCUGGUAAAUGGAAAUAAUAUUCGAGGCAUGAUGAAGGAAUUACUUUAUUUUCUGGAUUCAUGUGAACCAGAAUUUAAAGCAGACUGUGCAUCUGGAAUCUUUCUUGCUGCAGAAAAGUAUGCACCUUCCAAACGGUGGCAUAUAGACACAAUAAUGCGUGUUCUUACAACGGCAGGAAGCUAUGUUCGUGAUGAUGCAGUUCCCAAUUUGAUCCAGUUAAUAACCAACAGUGUCGAGAUGCAUGCCUAUACAGUCCAGCGUUUGUAUAAAGCAAUUCUUGGUGAUUAUUCUCAACAACCUUUGGUACAAGUAGCUGCAUGGUGUAUAGGGGAAUAUGGAGAUCUUCUUGUAUCUGGUCAAUGUGAAGAGGAAGAGCCUAUUCAGGUAUGUCUUGUCACUCUUGGCUAAUAGGAAAGAAAAUUA